AUGCUGAUGACUAAGGUUGCGCCGCCUUCUUGCCAGUCUUGCUCUCGUGCUUCGGCAUGUGGGUGGGGUCACGGCAUUGUCUACAUCAUCAUCAUCGCCGCUGUCGCUUCCACCAUCUUCGUUCGUAUUGCUCUCGGCACCCUCCUCGAGCCCUUCGGCCCAGUGAAUGUGCAAGCCAGCCUGCUCACUUUCGGAGCGUUCUGGGUGGCUAUGGCAGCGGCCAUUUCCGCUCCCUGGAAUUAUGCGCUGAUUCGCUUCUUCAUCGGUUGCGCAGGAGCCACUUUCGUGACCAACCAGUUCUGGUGUUCCUUGAUGUUCGCGCCCAAUGUGAUCGGAACUGCGAACGCUACAGCAGCCGGAUGGGGAAAUCUGGGCGGUGGUGUCACGCAGAUCUUCAUGAUUUCCGUCCUCUUUAACCCAAUGGUGAGCUCGGGAAUGGCAGCUGACACAGCCUGGCGAGUGGCCAUGAUCGUUCCUGCCGUUCUCUUUAUCAUCACGGCGGCGUGCUUGAAGCUGCUGUGCUGGGACACCCCCACCGCAAAGAGGUUCGAUGUGUCUGUUACGGGCAAGACGAAGAAGCCAUCCCUGUGGGACUACGUUGAAGUGUGCUCGGACUUCCGGGUACUUGUUAUGAUCAUGCAGUGGCCAAGCUGCUGCAAAUAG
Messenger RNA from Symbiodinium sp. CCMP2592, 663 nucleotides. The record is from the annotation of a GenBank genome assembly. Lineage: Eukaryota; Dinophyceae; Suessiales; Symbiodiniaceae.